AUGAAUAUUAUUUGUUUAUUCAUAUUUGUACUUAUCUUUUCAAGUACAAAACAAUUUGAUCUAGAAACUUGUCGAUCUCCAUUAGGAAUUGAAACAGGUAAAAUAUUCGAUUCAGCUUUUUCAUCAAGUAGCCAUAAUGGAAUAAAUUCAACUGCAGCGAAAGCAAGAAUUCGAAGUGAAAAUAAUGGAUGGUGUCCAGUACAUAAAAUAUCUACAACAACAUAUGAAUAUCUACAAAUUGAUCUAGUUAAUUUAACUGUUAUUACAUUGAUUGAACUGCAAGGAAAAUUUAGUCAACAACCAAAUGAAUAUUAUGCAGAUUCAUUUCGUAUUGAAUAUCGUCGUGAUAGUAAACAAAAAUGGAUUAAAUAUAAAGAUUUUUCUGGACAAUAUAUUUUAAGUGGUAAUACAAAUAGUUAUAUACCAACAAUACGUGAUAUUCUACCAUCAUUAGUUGCGAAACAAAUUCGAAUUAUACCAAUUGUAACUGGGCUAAAAGCAAAACAUAUUUGUAUGCGUUUGGAACUUUAUGGAUGUUCAUAUCAAGAUGCUCCUAUAUCCUAUUCAAUUCCACAGGGAGAUAAACGUGGUUACGAAGUACAGUUUAUCGAUGAAACAUAUGAUGGACAUUAUGAUAAUGGAACAUUAAUAGAUGGUCUUGGUCAAUUAACUGAUGGAAUUCUAGCUGGAGAUGAUUAUCGUUUAGCAGAUAAUAUUCAAGGUAUAGGUCAAAUUGGUUAUGAUUGGAUAGGUUGGAAACGCAAAUCAUCAACAUCAUCAAAUAUAAAUCUAAUUUUUUAUUUUGAUUCAAUACGAAAUAUAACUUCUAUUCGUUUCCAUACAUCGAAUUUAUUUACACGUGACAUAUAUUUAUUUAAUUCAAUAAUUAUUACAAAUUGUGACAAUAGUAUUAGUAGUAGUAGCAGUAGUAGUUUUUUUCUUAUACCUGAUGAUUAUAUAAAUACUCAAGCGAGAUUUAUAAAUAUAUCGUUAGCUUCUGGUCAUGGAAUUAUAACUAAAUGUUUAAAAGUAACAUUGACAUUUAAUAAUCGAAGUAAAUGGAUACUUAUUAGUGAAGUUUUAUUUGAUUCUGCACCAAUAAAUAAUAUAAUUCCUUCAUUAACAAUGACAACACCAGAUACUAAUCAUAUACCACCAUUGAUUGAUUAUGGAAUAACAAUUAUUCAUUAUUGGCAAUGGUUAUUACUUGCAUCAAGUCUUUUUAUACUUCUAGUUAUUCUAACAAUAUGUGUUUAUUUUCAAUGGAUUCAAACAUUUCGACAUCGACGAAAACUUCGAAAAAUGACUACUCAUUUAAAAUUUCAAACAAAUUAUCAACCAAUAUCACUUAAAUUUCCAUCACGAGCAGGAAUGAAUUGUUGUUACACAACAGUAUGUGAUAGUACAAUGGGUUCUGAUGGUAAUUCAACAUGUUCAACAUCACAUAAUGAUAUGCGUCGUCAUUUGAUUAUUUCAACAGCAACAUCACCAAGAGCAAUAAGUGGAUCAGAUUUUGGUACAAGUAGUACAGCAAGCCCCGCAACAAUGUCAACGAUUUAUCAAUCAAUUGUUAAUCCUUAUUUAACAGCAGUUAAAAAUGAUUCAGUUAAUGUAACACCAAAUCCAUAUGCUUCUAUUGAUACAUAUGCAUAUCCAAUAGUAGGAUCUGAUAAAAUAAUUAAUCCAGACAAUUCAACAGUAAAUAUUCAAGGUCCUUGUGGAAAUUGUACAUAUCAAUCAUUAUCUACAAUAAAUAAUUCUCUUACAACGCCAUUAAUUCCACGAAUUGGCGAUGAACAAUUAAUUAUUGAAGAACGUUAUUCAACAAUGCAUGGUCAUUUUGGACAAAUUGUUCGUGGUUAUAUCUAUCUUCGUCAUCCGUAUAAUAUACUAAAAUCUAUUCUUAUUAAAGCUUUAACAACAAAUGAUCUUACACAAAAAGAAUUAUUUGAUAGAGAACAUGAAUUAUUAAUUCGUUUAAAUCAUCCAAAUCUUGUUCAAUUUUUUGGUUAUACAGUUAAACAAACUUAUGCACUUAUUGAACAUAGUGAUUUAGGUGAUCUUUAUACAUUUUUAUCAACAACACAAUGUGUUAAACAAGAUCAAAUUUCACUUUCAAUUAAUGUGCAUUUGUUUAUCAUAACACAAAUAUCCAAUGCACUUCGUUAUCUUGAAUCCGAAAAUAUUCUUCAUCGAGAUAUAUCAGCAAGAAAUUGUUUAAUCUAUCCAAAUUAUGAAAUUAAAUUAACAAAUACAGCUAUAGCUUCGUUACAAUUUCAAACGCAUUAUUAUAAUAUCAAUCAACAUCGUUUACCAAUUCGAUGGAUGUCACCUGAAGCAAUUUUAAAUAAUGAAUUUACUUCUCAAUCAGAUAUAUGGUCAUUUGGUAUAACACUCUGGGAAAUAAUGACAAAUUGUUUAACAUUACCAUAUGCUUUAUUAAAUGAUGAACAAGUUUAUCAAAGAUUAAAAUUAAUGGGUACAAAUCUAAAUCAAUCAUCAGGUAGUUUACAAUUAUCAAAACCAGAAUGUUUAAGUCGUGAACUUGUUGAUUUAAUGCUUGAAUGUUGGCGUCCAUAUGGUGAAAGACCAACAUUUAAUGAAAUUUUUAAUUUUUUCAAUAAACGACUUGAUGAAAGAUCAACAGCUCAAUUCGUUACUGUUAGUUGUUAUGAAUGCAUAAAUUGUACCGAUCCAUUUUCAACAAGUACCGCAACUGUCACAUCAAAUUGUAAUUCAUGUUAUAAACUAGCAAUUAAUGUUGCUUAUGCUCCCUAUCGUUAUGUAGUUCGUAGAUGUCUUGCAGCUUGUCUCGAAACAACUCAAUCGUUUGGUGGUGGACAAAUAGUCACUACUUGUUGUGCGAAAAAUUAUUGUAAUGGAAGUUCAAUGAUAAAAUUUCCAACAAGUUCUCGUUUAUUACUUUUUAUAUUCAUUAUUCUCAAUUUUCUCAAAUAUUUCUAUUAA
Molecule: messenger RNA, 2967 nt
Organism: Adineta steineri
Lineage: Eukaryota; Metazoa; Rotifera; Eurotatoria; Adinetida; Adinetidae
Source: the annotation of a GenBank genome assembly